This is a messenger RNA of Thalassophryne amazonica, 4729 nucleotides long. It is a transcript of the gene sema5ba, whose product is annotated as sema domain, seven thrombospondin repeats (type 1 and type 1-like), transmembrane domain (TM) and short cytoplasmic domain, (semaphorin) 5Ba. The record is from RefSeq and is a predicted model, not a curated record. Gene Ontology annotation, biological process: semaphorin-plexin signaling pathway; axon extension; positive regulation of cell migration. The transcript has 22 exons. Gene Ontology annotation, molecular function: semaphorin receptor binding; chemorepellent activity. The coding region runs from base 341 to 3616 and encodes 1091 amino acids. NCBI's taxonomy places the organism in Eukaryota, Metazoa, Chordata, Actinopteri, Batrachoidiformes, Batrachoididae.
UUUCCCACAGGUCCACGCUGUGGUUGCGACACUCCUCCCUCACCUCCUCCCCCUCCCCUGUUCUCCCUCAUCCCGGUGGUACCGUCCGCCGAUCGCGCACAGACGAAGCGCAGUUGUCGGCUGCAAGACGCACGGAGCGGCUCUGCGCGCAAACACCGAGACUGAUUUAUCUGCUGCCUCCUUCGCCCGCUGCUGGAUCCAACUUGGAAGAAUACAAGCAUCUCGAAAGAAUCAGUUUGAAAAGGACAGCCAGCCCCCUCACCCCGUCCUGACGCUCCAGUGAUGCUUAGUUGCGGUAUCCCAGAGGCCCACCUUGGCAGUUAGAGGAGAGGUCAUCAUCAUGACAGCAUCCUCGCAAGAUUCCAUCCCCUUGUCUAUGGCCGGCCUCCUCCUGCUAGUCCUCCUCCCAGCCGUCUUUACACAGAUCACCACGCUCCCUACAGUCCCAGUCUCAGCGCUUUUGGAGCCCCUCACCCAACCAGAGUGCACUAAGAAAGAACAUCCAAAGGUCUCCAUCAAAGCUCUCAGCCCGUGGAUUUCCACUUUCUCACACCCUGGAGUGAGAGAUUACUCACGGCUGACCCUUGACCUGACUAGGAAUGAGCUGAUUGUUGGUGCCAGGAACUACCUGUUCAGACUGGAUCUCAGCAACAUGUCACUGAUACAGGCGACAGAAUGGGCACCGGAUGAAGAAACCAGGAGGUCCUGUCAGAGCAAAGGCAAAACAGAGACUGAAUGUCAGAACUACAUCAGAGUCUUACUGGUGAACAAAACCGAGGUCAUGACCUGUGGGACCAACGCGUUCCAGCCCCUGUGUAUCACUCGAGAGGUGGGCAACAUGAGCAGUGUGCUGGAGCGAGUGAACGGCGUGGCACGUUGCCCGUACGACCCUCGCCACAACUCCACAGCAGUGGUGACAGAGAGUGGCGAACUCUACGCCGCCACUGUCAUUGACUUCUCUGGACGUGACCCCGUCAUAUACCGCAGCCUGGGUGGCAUGCCGCCCCUCCGCACUGCACAGUACAACUCCAAAUGGCUAAAUGAGCCCCACUUCAUCUCAGCCUAUGACAUCGGCUUGUUCACCUUCUUUUUCCUGAGGGAGAAUGCAGUGGAGCAUGACUGUGGCAAGACGGUCUAUUCCAGAGUGGCACGAGUCUGCAAGAACGACAUCGGUGGAAGAUUCCUUCUGGAAGACACAUGGACCACGUUCAUGAAGGCGAGGCUGAACUGCUCACGCUCUGGGGAGAUCCCCUUCUACUACAAUGAGCUUCAGAGCACCUUCUACCUGCCAGAGCAAGACCCUCAUCACGGCAUAUUCACAACAAAUGUCAACAGUAUUGCUGCAUCAGCAGUGUGCGCCUUCAACCUGAGUGCCAUCACCCAGACCUUCAACGGGCCCUUCCGCUCUCAGGAGAACCCUCGCUCCACCUGGCUUCCCACACCCAAUCCUAUCCACAACUUCCAGUGUGGCACUAUUGAUGACGAUGGCCCCAAUGAAGGUUUGACCGAGCGCAGUUUGCAAGAUGCCCAGCGGCUGUACUUGAUGAAUGAUGUAGUGCAGCCUGUGUCUGUCGAUCCACUCGUUAUGCAGGACGACGUCCGCUUCUCCAACCUGGUUGUUGACAUAGUUCAGGGCAUGGAUACCCUCUACCAUGUUAUGUACAUCAGCACAGAAUAUGGCACCAUUCUCAAGGCACUAGCUACAACCAAUAAGAUCCUACAAGGGUGUUACUUGGAGGAGAUGGAGCUCCUCCCACUGGGGCUACAUGAACCAAUCCUGAGCUUGCAGAUCCUUCACAGUGACAGGUCACUAUUCAUUGGGCUCAACAGCCAGGUCCUGAAGAUCCCGCUGGAGAGGUGCUCCACGUAUAAAAGUGAGAUGCUGUGCUUGGAGGCGCGGGACCCGUACUGUGGGUGGGACUUCAGGCAGCGUCGCUGCACCACGCUGGAGGACAGUUCCAACAUGAGCCAGUGGAAGCAGAACAUCACUGUGUGUCCGUUGCGGAAUCAGACCACCAAUGGCGGCUUUGGAACCUGGAGCCCAUGGCAAAUGUGCAACAAUGAUGAUAGUGUGGAUGGUGUAAGUUCCUGUUUAUGUCGCUCAAGGUCAUGUGACAGUCCCGGCCCUCGCUGUGGAGGGAAGAACUGCGAAGGUCCUACUAUUGAAGUUGCAAACUGUUCGAGAAAUGGAGGCUGGACGCCCUGGUCAUCAUGGGGACAGUGCAGCACAACCUGCGGGACUGGCUUUGAACUACGGCAGCGUUCUUGCAACAACCCUUCACCUCGACAUGGUGGCCGUGUGUGCGUAGGUCCAAGUCGAGACGAGAGGUUCUGCAAUGAAGGGGUGACUUGUCCUCAGCCAAUCUUCUGGUCCCCUUGGGGCCCUUGGACCAAGUGCAGCACAGAGUGUGGGGGAGGUGUCCACUCCAGAGUCCGAACCUGUGAAAAUGGCAACAGCUGUCCUGGAUGUGCACUGGACUACAAGGCCUGUAACCUGGAGGCGUGUCCAGAGGUGAAGAGGAACACGCCUUGGACUCCCUGGAUGCCUGUCAAUGUGACACAGGGCGGUGCCCGUCAGGAGCAGAGGAUGCGUUACAUGUGCCGGGCCCACUUAGCUGACCCCCAUGAGCUGCAGAUCGGACGGAGGAAGGUGGAGACACGUUUCUGUCCCAAUGACGGUACAGCUGCCUGUGAGACUGACACCCUUGUUGAGGAGCUUCUGAAGACACCAGUGGUGAGAACUGUAGGUUCGGGAUGGUCACCUUGGGAGACUUGGUCUACCUGUUCUCAGAGCUGUGCUAAAGGAUACCGCACUCGUAGGCGGACGUGCGCUGGGCCAGAGGGGAAGAGUGCCGCCACAGCCUGCCGAGGUUCACCCAUGGAGUAUCAGGACUGCAACAUCCAGGCAUGUCCAGUGAAUGGCGCCUGGUCCUGCUGGUCAUCCUGGUCUCAGUGCUCAGUGGGCUGUGGUGGUGGUCACUACCAGCGGACACGCUCCUGCAGCAGCCCUAACCCUACCAACGGAGGAGAUAUCUGCAUAGGACUACACACUGAAGAGGCCCUGUGUAACACACACACUUGUGAUGGUGGCUGGAUGGCCUGGUCACUGUGGUCAGCCUGUGAUGAUUCAGGCUUGCAGAUGAGGAAUCGCGCAUGUGGAGCUCAGGGCAACAUCCCUUGUGUUGGCAACAGCACUCAGCACCGAGACUGCAACGAAAUUCCAGCAUUCACCUCCAUCCACCUGAUUGCCACGGGUGUAUCAUGUUUCCUUGGGGCGGGGCUGCUGUCCUUCCUGAUCUACGUGUAUUGUCAACGCCUCCACAAGCCUUCGCAAGAGUCAGCUGUCAUUCAUCCCACCACCCCCAACCACCUCAACUAUAAGGGCAACGCCACGCCAAAGAAUGAAAAGUACACGCCAAUGGAGUUUAAGACACUGAACAAGAACAACCUGCUGCCAGAUGAAAGAUCCAAUUUUUAUCCGACUCCACUUCAACAGACAAAUGUCUACACCACCACUUACUACCCCACAGCUCUGGGCAAAUAUGACUACCAGCCCAACUCCUCGCCGUCCCCAUGCAGGACCUACAACCACAGUAACAACACCAACAACAGCUGAGACACGCCCCCAGUGGACACCCCUGAUGCCGUGGUGACACAACUGAGCCGAUAUCUUUUCUGAGCUCAGUUUGGUUCUUCUAUUCACCAUCGCCUGUUUCCAUGCUAACAUCAUCUCUUCCACUUGGUAGGGUUGUUUUCAGUGGUGUUAUCUGGAACUUUAGCCGAGUAGGCUUUGGACCACAAUGCCCCUUGUGUUGUUGUGCAUUCAGGGACAUAUGCGGCUGGCUGGGGGAGUGUUGUAAGGAUGUGAUGUUAGCUCUUUUGAGUGGCUCCAUUGGAACAGUGGAUUUUUAUACCUAGAAUAUUUGUGCUGGUAUUACUCCAUAUCUUACAAAAACCAACAACAAGAAAAAAAAGAAAAAAAAAAACAAUAAAUCCUUACACAUUCUCUCAAUCUGGAGCUUUUUAGACUCUCCAUUACAAAGCAGUCUCUCCACAGCUCAUACCCUGGUGAGAACAAACAAGGCCUGUUUGUCCUUGCCACAGAGCUCAGAACAGGAACAACAAAAGAGAAAAGUCAAAGAGGUCGAUGGAAAAGUGGAGAUCAAUAUCAGCCUGGUUGUUCAAAGAGGAUGCACGCCCUCCAUUGUUAGGAUUUGACAUGACAGCAGCAGAACUGCAGCAUGUGUGGAGUUUCUGGUCACUGUGGAACAUCAAACUACACACCAGUCUUGUUCACAGAGAGGGAAUAAUUCUCUGAAGCCUCUAAUGAAUGGAGAUGCAUGCCUCAUCACUUCUGAGCGUUAACUCUUACUGCCUGAAUGAGCAGAGGGGAUUGUGGGAAAUGGUCUGUACUGUACAUAAAGCUUUGUGAAUGCCUUUGGUGCCUGUACGCAACAGAGGGCAGCAAUGAGAUUUUCUAUUAAUUGAUUGAUUCUCCAAUGGAUGCAUUGAUUCUACUGAGUGCAAAUAGCUCGGUGGUCAUAUCAAAUAUGACCAGUGUGCUGAACAAACUGGACCGUUUUCUAUGAUCACCACCUAUAGAAUAAGACAGUAGAUUGGUCUUUUUUUAUGUUUGUUUUUCAAGAUGAGAAAUAUGUGUUUUGUGCUCAGACGAGCAGUAGCAUAGGAGGAAAUAUUUUGUUUGAACAAAUAAAGUAUAGCUAAUUAA